This is a messenger RNA of Varroa destructor (honeybee mite), 1302 nucleotides long. RefSeq lists its product as uncharacterized. Lineage: Eukaryota; Metazoa; Arthropoda; Arachnida; Mesostigmata; Varroidae. Gene Ontology annotation, cellular component: nucleus. Gene Ontology annotation, biological process: peptidyl-serine phosphorylation; intracellular signal transduction. Gene Ontology annotation, molecular function: ATP binding; protein serine/threonine kinase activity. The record is from RefSeq and is a predicted model, not a curated record.
AUGGCAAUAGCCGAACUCAGUAAUCUGCUCGAGCGAAAUGCCAAGGCCAGGGUUGUCAAUUGGGCCGAAAUUGGGCAGAGCUUCAUAACACAGGCGAAAGAAGCUAACGCAUUACAGUCGCAUAAUUCUUUUCGCAACUAUAUUCCAUCAAUAGCAGAUUUCGAUCUGAUCAAUUUAGUCGGUACGGGUACGAUGAGCCAGGUGUAUUCGGUGAUUCAUCGUCCGACAGGUCAUCAGUUUGCCUUGAAGGUCACUCCCCGAACAAAGCUUCCAGUGUUUGAAAAAGCUGGUGCAUUACAAUCAACAGCCCCUCAGGAUGUAUCCGUGGCACCAAACCUGAUUACGGAAGCAAGAGGCGUCGAAUCCCCUGCGAUGGCAUUUAUCGAUCGUGUCGUCGGAUCAAUGACCCACGACCUCUUGGUUUGCCGGAUACACGCCGUAUGGGUCGCCCGGCCCAAUCUCGAUGUUGCUUUAAUCGAAUAUAUCGAGGACGACGUUGAUGUCAUGCAAGUGGUCGACUAUUUGGGCUAUAUGGCAACUGAGGAUGCAAUGCUCGUCACCUUCCAAACACUAUUAGGCAUUGAGCAUAUGCAUAUUCGGGGAUUUAUUCAUCGUGACGUUAAGCCAUCGAAUCUCCUCAUUGACAAGAACGGUCGGGUUCGCUUGACUGAUUUCGUCAAUGCAAAAAUAUGCCGAGGCCAUUUUCCCACAAAGAAGAUACUUACAAGUUAUUUCAGACGAACGGGUCAGGAGUUCAAGGAUCACGAGACCGCCGGAACAGCUGCAUACAUGGCUCCAGAAGUGCUUCUGAAGAAAAGUUACGGAAGAGCAUCCGACUGGUGGGCACUCGGGGUUACCAUGUACAAACUCACCACUGGCAAGGUCCCUUUUCGCGGGGACGAAGCAUCAGUAGUGAAGGAACGAAUCAUUAAUGAUGAACUGCGGUGGCCCAAAAUAGAAGAAAAUCCUCAUUCGGCAACGCCAGAGGUCAAAGAGUUUGUCUACGAUCUUCUUAAAAAGAAUCCUAUACAUCGUCUAGGUACAAAGAUGUACAGUGAUCUUAAAGAUCACCAGGCAAUGGCUAAAGCAGCCGCAAUGCUUCGUCGAGUACAGACAAUAAAGGAAAGUGGUGAAGUGCGCGAUGCGAGGACAAAGGUGAUAGCUCACACUGUAUUACAUCCUACAUUAAAAUAUAUAGUACACUCUGGAUUACUGGCACUAAUUUCCACUAUCGAUUACACAAUUUCACCAUGCGUACGAGUUGAUGCUCUACCCCAUGUUUUUCCUUUGACUAAUUUCUAG